ACGAAUCAGAUGCAAACAGAAUCUUUAUCUUCGUGUCCUAACACUAUGUCACCAGUGCCAUUAAAUAAUCUGACCAGUGCUCCAAGGUUUGGAACAGUUACUCCAAAUCGCAUCUUUGUAGGAGGAAUUGAUUUUAAGACUAAUGAAAAUGAUCUGAGGAAGUUUUUUACUCAGUUUGGCAGUGUGAAAGAAGUGAAGAUAGUAAAUGACAGAGCUGGAGUUUCAAAGGGGUAUGGCUUCAUUACUUUUGAAACACAAGAAGAUGCACAGAAGAUUUUACAGGAGGCUAAAAAACUUAAUUAUAAGGAUAAGAAAUUGAAUAUUGGUCCAGCAAUAAGAAAACAACAAAUACAGAGUCCUCGUUCUACUCUAAUACCUGAAGCUGGUACGAUGUACUUUACUUCAAGUGGAUAUCCUUAUGUUUACCAUAAUGGAGCGGCUUAUUUUCAUACAUCUGAAGUUGCUUCUGUUCCGCAGCCAUGGCCAUCACGCUCCCUUUCCAGUUCACCUGUGAUGGUAGCUCAACCAGUUUAUCAGCCUCCUGCGUACCAUUAUCAGGCACCAACACAGCGUCUUCCAAGUCAGUGGCAGUGGUCUGUUCCACAGUCUCCUGCCUCUUCACCUUCAUUCAUGUAUCUGCAACCAUCUGAAGUCAUUUAUCAGCCAAUAGGGAUUACCCAGGAAAGUGGAUGUAUAUCUCCACCUCUGCUAGUGGAAGCUGCAGUUCCUGAGAUGUGUUCUGACCAUGGAAUUCAAGUACCAUAUCACCAGCCUUAUGCCCAGAGUGCUGUAGCCACGCCUGCACCUCAUGAGAGACUCCUUCAAAAAGGGAUGCCAACACCACUUUUAUUUGGCACCAACACCAUAGACAGAGAGCCUGCCUUGGAUAUCAGUAAUGCUAAUAGUGAGCAACUCAGCAUAGAGUCAGGAGCAGAGGGACAUCAGUUUCAAGCAUCAGAUGAUGUCCUUAAGUUCGUGGAACAAGAAGAAAACCACGAAUGGUUAAUGCCUAAUUUGCAGUGA
Messenger RNA from Leptosomus discolor (cuckoo roller), 1023 nucleotides. The record is from RefSeq and is a predicted model, not a curated record. Lineage: Eukaryota; Metazoa; Chordata; Aves; Leptosomiformes; Leptosomidae.